AUGGCGUAUCAGUUCUUUGCCAAAGCCCACCAGGCGAAGCGGUCCUCCUCCGCGUCUCCCCCACUUCCCCAACACUCGUCCCCACCAUCGCGUGGUAGUGGCCAUGGCCCUCCAAAAUAUCCCCCGGCCAUGGUCGCCUCAGCGCCCUCAGCACCAUCAGCCGUCAAUAUCGCUGCGAAGCUGAAGCCUCCAACCUCCAAAGACCGUUCAUUCGAGCCCCCCGCGUACCCUCACGCUAUCCAGCCCGGUUAUCCUUCUCCGCACGAGCACGUCACGAUAGAACCAGUGAGCACAGCUCACAUUCCGUCCCUGUCCCGAAUCACUGGCCUGCUCUUGCCAAUCCGCUACCCGAACUCCUUCUACACCGCUACAGUCACGGAUCCCGUGAUUGCUUCCGUGUCACGCGUGGCCAUCUACCAUGAUCACCCGGUAGCCUUUGCGCCAACGUCAGCUAUUUCGCAGUCGCCCACAGCGGGGACAGAUAAAGUCAUUGGCGCGAUUCGGUGCCGACUGGAGCGGCUUACUCCAGCCGUCGAUGGGAAUCACGAGAAGGAACCGACGAAUCUCUACAUUCAGACGCUGCAUCUGCUUUCACCGUACCGUGGCUGCGGUGUCGCGGCUUCGCUACUCAACUCGUUACUCUUCUCCUCUACGUCUACGCCUAACGCCGGAUCGGCACAAAGCUGCGAGGUUUCAGAUCUCGUGAAACAUUACAACAUUCGAUCGGUUACCGCGCACGUGCACGAGGCAAAUGAAGACGGACUGAAGUGGUACAUUUCACGUGGGUUUAAGGUGCAGGAGGACAUUAUUGAGAACUAUUAUCGCCGACUGAAGCCUUCUGGCGCGCGCAUCGUCAAGCUCCAUCUUCAACGCGACAACAUUGAGGAUAAUACAACCGCCGAACCCGUUACACAACUACCGAUGGCCAAAGAGAACCAUGAAGGACAUGGCACACCGGACACGGGUGCUGAUGCUGAUGAUGAUGCUGAUGACGACUGGGAAAAGGUUGAAGCGGAGGACGAGCUCGAGCCGGAGGAACUCGGCGUGCAAUCGUUUACAGGGUCUUCGCUACUCGAUGUCAAUGGGUCCGCGAGAAAGAAGCGAAAGACUAGUGAGGAGUCCUAG
Molecule: messenger RNA, 1125 nt
Organism: Aspergillus mulundensis
Lineage: Eukaryota; Fungi; Ascomycota; Eurotiomycetes; Eurotiales; Aspergillaceae
Exons: 1
Coding region: 1-1125 (374 amino acids)
Biological process (GO): mitotic sister chromatid cohesion
Cellular component (GO): NatA complex
Source: RefSeq, a predicted model, not a curated record